This is a messenger RNA of Anneissia japonica, 6119 nucleotides long. Its product is annotated as multiple epidermal growth factor-like domains protein 8. Gene Ontology annotation, molecular function: calcium ion binding; protein binding. The record is from RefSeq and is a predicted model, not a curated record. Lineage: Eukaryota; Metazoa; Echinodermata; Crinoidea; Comatulida; Comatulidae. The transcript has 32 exons. Bases 99 to 6104 code for a protein of 2001 amino acids.
AGUGACGUCAUGCUGAAAUGUAGGCCUAGCCUAGGCUAGGCUAGUACUAGUAGUAGUCGCCUCAAACUUUGUCAUUUAGCUUGGUUUAUCGAAACGUUAUGAUUAGUUUUGGUGAAAAAAAUGGAGCAGUUGACUUUAAACAAAAUAAAUCAAGAUCUUGCGUGAAUUUUAACAUUUCGUUUCAAAUGUGGAAGAGUUGGAGGUUAGACACCACCACAGCCAUGCCUAGGCCUAGGCGUAGGCCUAGUGGUGGAGAGAUAGAACGCUGGGCCGCCUCCCAACUGGCAAACUUGCUGGGUAGCAAAUCCAAGCUAGGCCUACUCGUAUGUCUCAUUUUGAUUUGGAGUAGUUUUACUGCUGUACUUGGUAGCAAGUGUAGGGAAAGAGGACGAGUAAUAUUUAAUGACACUUUUGGAUUCAUUUACGAAGGAGUGGACCAACAACCUGCAGGAUACGAAAAGGCUGACCAUUGUGAAUGGUUAAUCAAAGCUCCUGAUCCUGGUGCUUACAUUGUUCUACAGUUCAGUAGUUUUGAGACCGAAUGCUCAUAUGACUUUCUGUUUGUGUACGAUGGUGGUUCCUACCAAAGCCCACUACUUGCCAGUUUAAGUGGAGAUACUUUACCAAUGCCAGUUAUUGCACGAUCUGGAAUGAUGCUGAUAUAUUUAUAUAGUGAUACCAACUAUGUUCUGGAUGGGUUUCAUGCAUCAUUCAUUGUAGAAGAUUGCAUAUUCAAUUGUUCUGGGAAUGGUGUAUGUUUGAACCAUACUUGCAAGUGCAAUAGUGGAUAUACGGGAGAAGCAUGCCAAUUUAAAGCUUGCCCAAAUGAUUGUGGAUCAAGCCAAGGACAUGGUGUCUGUAAAGUAAAUGAUGAUGGCAUUAAUCAUUGUCAUUGCUACGAUGGAUACAUUGGCCAUGAUUGCAGUUUGUCUACAACUGACAAUUUGGGAUGGGGAUCAACAUUCACCAUCUCAAACACCAGCACGUUUGCCAGAACUGCUCAUGGUGGUGUGUUUCAUUCCAAAACAAAUUCUCUUUGGAUGUAUGGUGGUUUUGAUAUGGAUAGAGAACUAGAUGACAUUGUAAUAUUUAACUUCACCUCCAGUGAAUGGCAAGUGAUAAAGCCAAACUCAAAAAUCCAACCAGUAAAAAUGUCUGGAUUUUGCCGUGAUAUGUCUAACUCAACAUCCCCAGUUGGAUGGUGGGGUAGAAAUGGAGAUUUCUUCACAAACUUUAAGGAGUGUAGAAAACAUGAUAUUCCGCCAGGAUUGACAUGGAUGAAAUACACAGCACCAUAUAACCUUUCACAUCCAGAUGAGGUUGAAAUUAUAAGAUCAUCAAGUCACCAUUUCACAUUUUAUAAAGUGAUGAAGGAUGAAAUAAAGACACCGAAUUAUUCCAUUGCAAUGUUAAAAGGAUUCAUCUUUCCUAGUGAAGCAAAACCGCCACAAGGAAGUCGUUUGCGUGUGUGGCUAGACAGCAACCAAGACAAUACAAGUCUCAUCAUCAGCAACAGUCCGCAAACAAAAAGGGCUCUUAAAAUUCAACCAGCAGAAGCUGAAGGAGUGCGUACUGAUAACUCGGAUAUUUUUCCUAAUGUGUCACAUGGUGUUAAGUACUAUUUAGAGCUGCAGCUCUGGAAGAGAGUUAAUAAAGAAGAAAAGAAAAAGUACUUUUCAUUACAACUUGCAUGGAAUGGUAACCUUGACAACAGCCGAGAUAUAUCUAAGAUUUUAACUGAGGAGUACCUUCAGCCUUUCUCCAGUUCAGACUGCUCAACUUACACCAACUGUAAAGCAUGCCUCUCUGAUUCCUCAUGUGGCUGGUGCCCAACAAGUUUGACCUGUGAACUUCGUAAUGGGCCAUUAUUACCUUCUAUCCGCUGUGGUGUACUGGCAAAUCCACAUCAUCACUUGGUGGUGGAUCUUAUGAUGUGUGUAGAUUGUAGCUUUCAUAUCAGUUGUCUCUCCUGCACUCAGGUAAGUUCGCUAAUGAAUUCGGGAAAAGCAAUCUCUUAUAAAUUGUUUCCUGUCUACUUGACUGUGUAUGAUUGCCCUCUGGAGUAUCGAGUGGAUGGGCUGACCUCUGCAUUUAAUUGCAACACUAUGGAAAGUUACCAUUUUGCAUACACUAUCAUUACUCAUUCUUAUGCAAUGGGCAAUCCACUUUUGUUGUUGACGUUUGUAGAACAGGUUGAUGGGCUUUGUUUGAGUGAGAUUGUAGAGCAUAUUUGGUCAACAUCUUGCAAUAGUUGUACUAACAACCCAGACUGUGGCUGGUGUGAAGAGACCAGUCAUUGUUUUGUGUAUGGAACUUAUACUUUACUAUUUCCAUUUGGUCAGUGUACACAUUGGUUUGAUGAGCCUUCCCAGUGCAUUGAUUGUUCUCAAUUCACAAGCUGUACAAAGUGUCUUUCUCAUUUUCAAUGUGGAUGGUGCACAAAUCCUAAUGAUCAUUCCAUAGGAAGUUGCUUGGAAGGUAGUUUUGACGGUCCAUUUAAUUCUGAAUGUACAUACUCAAGUGAUCCUGUCACUAAUAUAACACUGCCGGCUGUUUGGGAUUAUCAAGAAUGUUUUUUAUGUGAACGUAACCAACACAAUUGUUCAGAAAAUGCAACUUGCAUCAAUGAACACUUGAGCUUUACUUGUCGUUGCAAUAUAGGAUUUCAAGGAGACGGUGCCAACUGUAAAAGAAUAUGCAUUGCACCAUGUGUACAUGGACAGUGUAGAGAAUCAUUGAAUUUUGAUAAAUGUGACUGUGAUAUUGGCUGGACAGGUUCAAGAUGUGAUGUAGACUGUGGUUGUAAUGGACACAGUACCUGCUUGAAAGGUGUUCACAGGUGUGAUCAAUGUCAACACAACACAACUGGGAAAAAGUGUGAUGCUUGUUUACCAGGUUUCUAUGCAAAAUUGGACCCUAGCUUCACUUGUGAACCCUGUUCAUGUAAUGGUCAUGGCGAUCUAACUAAAGGUCUGUGUCAUCCUAGUAACGGUGUCUGCUUUUGCAAAGGUCAAACUACGGGAGACAACUGUGAACAAUGUCUGGAUGGUCUCCAUGGUGAUCCAAGGAAUGGUGGCUCAUGCUAUAUACCAUGUAAUGGCAGAACUCUCUUAACCAAUAUUAGCAUCAUUACUGUAUCUUUUGAAGCAAGGCAGGCUGUGGAUCGUGACACCUAUGGAUUUAAAGCCAUCUUUCAAGUGAAUUCUUGUCCAAAAAGUUGCUAUGGUAACCGAGAAUGUGUGAAAGGUCAAUGUGUUUGCCGAGAAGGUUACCAAGGCGACUUGUGCGAAACGGUGAUUUGUCCAAAUAACUGCAGCAAGCGUGGAAUUUGUAACAAGACUGUUGGGUUGUGUAUUUGUGAGGAUGGUUUCGGUGGAGUGUCAUGCGACCAAGCUAUUGAUCAUAAUACAGUUGUAUGGACUACAAUUUUUGACAUUAAAAGAUUGCAGAAUUCCUUGGUUUGUGGCAAGGAUUAUCCUUGUGGUCGGAGUGGUCACAAUAGAGUAAGCAGUCAGCGCAGAGAUUGUGUUCAGAAAAUGGCCCAGUGCUCUGUUCUAGAUUGCUCUUCAGUUACAGAGAGAAGAUUUUAUACAGGUGUUUUUGGCCACUCCUCUGUAUAUGAUGAGAAGACACAAUCGGUGUAUGUCUUUGGAGGAUACACUUUUCAUGUAAAUAAAACCCAGAUUUCAGAUCUGCUGUAUGUUUUACACAUUCCAACUGAACACUGGAGUAUUCUACCAAAUGAGGAAUCUAUAGCCGUGGAACAGAGGCGACCAGCUGUUGCUGGGCAUACACUCACCAGAAUUAGGGGCACUUCCCCAGGAUCAAAUUAUCUUCUUUUGAUAGGAGGAUACUCCCCUGACAAUGGCCUUAUGAAUGCUACAUGGAAAUAUCCUUAUCCUUUGGGGAACCGACCUUGGAUCCAAGUGGACACAACAGGAAUUUCACCAACAGGUGUUUUUGGCCACUCCUCUGUAUAUGAUGAGAAGACACAAUCGGUGUAUGUCUUUGGAGGAUACACUUUUCAUGUAAAUAAAACCCAGAUUUCAGAUCUGCUGUAUGUUUUACACAUUCCAACUGAACACUGGAGUAUUCUACCAAAUGAGGAAUCUAUUUCAGCUCAUGUGUUUCAUUCUGCUGUUAGUGUUCAGAAUCAUAUGAUUGUAUUGGGUGGAUCGAAUGAUAACUUUGGCUUCACCUCUUCCAUGUUAGCUUACAGAUACAUGUGCAACCAGUGGCUUAAUUUAUCAGAAUACUCAGUUGGUGAUCAGCCUUUUAUCAGUAAGGAUAUUGCUGCAGUUGCCAUUGGCAGCCGUAUUUAUGUUUAUGGUGGACAAACAGGGUUAUCAUAUGGCGCUGUCCAUACACUUGACCUCCCCCGCGACCUUUGCUCAUUAGAGACCACUAAGGAUGGUUGUUAUAAGCGGCCUGGAUGCUCUGUUUGUGAGGAUUCAAGGAACAAGAUCCAUUGCUUCAACAGUGAAUCUGGUAGAGAACCUGAAAGUUGUCAAUCAGGAAUGCAUACAUAUGGUGGUGUAUUGUGUAAUCAGGAACGCCUACAACAACGGAACUGUAGCCUGGCAUCAUCCUGUGCUGAGUGUGUGGCAAAAUAUCCAGCGUUUCCCAACACUAACCAGACAUGCAAAUGGUGCAGUUAUUGUCCUAAAGGAAAGUGUAUAAAUAUCCAUGAAAAAUGUGAUAAGAAGUUCUGCAAGGCAGAUCAACCGAUACUAAAGGAUAAGGAUUGUCCAGAGUAUUUUUGUGCAGCAUCAACUUGCAGUAAUUGCCGUGAUAUGAACUGCCUUUGGACAAAUCGUGUUCAAUGGACAAGUGAAAUGAGGAAGUAUUUGAGUCUGUCGGGUGAAUAUGCUUGGAAUUGUUACCAGAACAAUGUGUUUGCAAAUGCGCCAGCAGCGAUCCGCAAGGAACCAACUCCUAUACAAUAUAAAUCAUCAUGCCCGGAACCUUGCAACAAACACAAAUCAUGUCAACUAUGCCUAGAAAGUCCCGGUGCUGAUAGUGGUUGGGAUGGUUGCGUCUGGAGCACACGCCUCAACCUGUGCAUGUCACCAACGUACGUUCAGCUUCACUGUAUGAAUGGGCUUUGUGGCAAAAUUCUGAAUAGUGACUCAAUUACCUGCCCUUAUGAGGAUCCUUGUAUUGGAAAGGAAAUUUGUGGACAUUGUCUACAAGAAUCUGGUUGUGGUUGGUGUGCAAAACCAAAUACCAACGGAUUUGGUGAUUGCAUGAAGGGAGCCAUCAACGGUGCUGACGGUGCGGGCCAGUGCUCCAGACAGUCAAACCACAAAAAUACUUCCUCUACUGAAUGGCAUUAUUUCAAAUGUCCACAAGAGGAUGAAUGUGAAAAUGAUCAUCAUGGAUGUUGGCCAUGUGAAAAAUGUGAAGAUAGAGCAGAAAACUAUUUCUGUGAGUGUAAACCUGGGUACAGCUGUACCAAUGAAUGCAUUCCACAAUGUAACCCACGCUGCCAGGAUGGAAAAGGAGAGUGUGUGGGAGUGAAUCAAUGCAAGUGUAAAUUUGGCUUUGUUGGCAAUGACUGUGGUGUUGAGUGUAAAUGUAAUGGCCAUAGUGAUUGCUACAGUGUUGACCAGCCCUCUAAUUGUACAAGUUGUAAGCAUAACACAAUGGGUGCUACAUGUGAAUUCUGCUUGCCUAAUUUUGUGGAAUACCCAAAAGGUAGAGGGAAAUGUCAACCUUGCCGGGAAUACUGCAAUGGCAACAGUGAUACUUGUAUUAGCAAAGACAAUUAUGACUACCUAGAAAUUAAGUCAAAUCGUGGUUCAUCAAAAAUUCCAGUGUGUCUUAAUUGCAAGAACAACACACAAGGCAACAAGUGCGAAGAAUGCCGGCCAGGCUAUUUCAAAUCAGGCAGCAUCUGUAUAAAAUGUAUCUGUAAUGGUAAUUGUGAUACAUGUCAUCAAGAGACAGGCCAUGUAGACCGUAAUGCUUGUCAAAAUAAUACAACAACAGAGCAUGAAUCUGAAACUGAUCUGCAAAAGCAGGUGAGUCCAUGUUGUGCAAAUACUGAAGCUGUGUUAUUAAAGGAGGCAGAUAUUUAUGCCAGUCAAUAUUAUUACUAUUAAUACUAUUAUUAUUGU